AAAGCAUGUUGUCGAAUAUGUCGAAGUUGGGCAGCACAGAGAUAUGCGCAUUUCCAUCCUGACAAUGAUUCCCGAGACUAGCAUCCUCUUACUAGCCAUCACAAUUUCGGUUGUCCUCGCUGAAAGGAGACGUGUGCCGUUCGUGAACUGUCCAUCAGCGAAGGCUAACUCGAACCUGAUGACCACAACGCCGGCCCGAAGCAGGAUCGAGUGCUCUGUGACCUGUCUGAAUGAGCAGAACUGUUUAUCAGCUUCCUACUGCAAGACAAGCGAUGGCUACACAUGUCAGCUGAGUGGGAUUUACACUGGUGGGGGCUGUUCUGGCCUUGGUUCGGAUGGAGAAUGUACCCUUACUGCAGUUGAGUUUCCAUGUGACAAUGGCGGAACAUUCAUCCCUGAGAACAGAACUUGUCAUUGUGUUCAAGGUUUUAUUGGGAGCUACUGUCAAAGGCGCUAUCGAGAUUGCUUGGAGACACCUCUUGGAAAUGAUGAAUACUUGAUUCAGCCGCUAGAGUCAGACUUUGUUUUCCAAUGGCCAUGUACAUCUUCGUCUCUCUUUGAUAUUGAGGUUUCAGAAUAUAACCUUGCAACCAAUGCAAAUUAUACACUGUCAUGGGAACAGAUGAAACACGGCUUUCCCAUAUUACCCGGCAUGUAUUAUUUUAUCGGCCUUGAAAUCCUACACGAGUUAACUAAACAGGGUAUGUAUAACUUGGUUGUUGAGGUGAUUCGUUUUGUUAAAGACGCAGGGAUUGUACGUUAUAAAAACUUCCGUGUUGACUCAGAAGCUGACGGCUAUGCAUGCCACUGGGAUAGUGUAACCUUUAGCAAUGAUAAAUACCUGGAUGGUUUCGGGGCUGUUGGUGACGCCACCAAGAGCAUGAAUGGGGCACGUUUUGGGACGUUUGACAAUGACGUCAAUGGCUGUGCCCGUGCUGAAAGCGUUUCGUGGUGGCAUAACCCUAUUGGAUGUACAAUGAUGAAAUUUGAUCCGGAUGGGCUGUAUUGGCCGGUUAACAGAACUGGGGUGGUUGAAAUGGAGAAAAUGGACAUCGCCAAGAUUGGCCUUGCACAUGUUUACUGGUAUGUGGAUGAUGAUCUCAUUCUUUGAUAGGGGGCCACUCCAAGGGCAAUUGUUCACUCCU
Molecule: messenger RNA, 1145 nt
Organism: Haliotis rufescens (red abalone)
Lineage: Eukaryota; Metazoa; Mollusca; Gastropoda; Lepetellida; Haliotidae
Product: fibrinogen beta chain-like
Exons: 4
Coding region: 44-1111 (355 amino acids)
Source: RefSeq, a predicted model, not a curated record